This is a messenger RNA of Chara braunii, 1549 nucleotides long. Lineage: Eukaryota; Viridiplantae; Streptophyta; Charophyceae; Charales; Characeae. The record is from the annotation of a GenBank genome assembly.
GGCCAUCGCUUUUGCCAGAGGUUGUCCACGGGUUGGACGUUGUAGUGAAAGGAGGCUAUGGAUGCGUCUGGAUGUGGGAUGAAUGUUCAGGAAAGCGAAGAUGCAAUGUGCACGCUGCUUUUCCUCCUCUUCCAGUGGGUGAGCAGACGAGACAUGGCAGCAUUGGCGGUCGUGGAGGCGGUGUCGCUGAUGCCUUUCGUCCACCAAAAUGUCUCCGCCGCGGUGACACUACUGGUUGGGGGGUUGUUGCAUGGUUUCGCCCUCGGUGCACUGGCGGUGGAGGAGAUGGGGAGGACGCUGGACCACAGACGUCGUCUGUGGGUUUUGGAGCGUAGCGGUGGUCUUUGGAAGGAUCUCCAGCGAGUAGGGGGCGAGCACGACAAGGUCUUCCUUCGGUUUUGCAGACUUCCGCGCCCCUUGUUCUUCGAAGUUCUUGCUCGCAUCAGCCCGCACAUCCAGCGGUCGCCCACGACCUUCAGAAUGCCAUUACCCGCCGGACAGAAGUUCGCAUGGGCUCUUAUGAGAUGGGCUACUGGCGGUUAUUACAGCCAAUCCUCCCACAGCUUGGGGAUGGACCUCGCAAGUGGUUUGCGCAGCAACGAGGAAGUGGCCGACGCCAUCAUCCGGGAGUACGGUCAUCUGCUACAGUUCCCUACGGGACAGCGGUUGGAGGACGUGCAAAAUGGAUUUGAGAGAAAAGGGUUCCCCGGGUGUGCGGGCGCCAUAGAUUGCACGCAUCUGUAUAUUGACAAGCCGAAGGGAGCGCGGUCGGAGUGCUAUUACCACCACACGGGGGGGUUCUCGGUUGUGGCACAAGCCGUUAGCGACCACGAGUGUCGGAUUUGCAGUGUUUUUGUCGGUUGUCCAGGGUUUGUGCACGAUUCCAGAGCUAUGUGCAUCUCAGCACUGUAUGUGAAUGCUACGGAGGGUAGAGGAGUGUUGGCUGAGGGAGGUGUCGUCUUGCACGACGGCAGACAUGUUGGCAGGUAUUUGCUGGGUGAUCAAGGGUACCCUYUYCUUCCAUGGCUCAUGACUCYGUUUGGUCGGUUUGCUCGAACGGAACAUGAUCGGRCGUUYGAUUUGASCCAYAGUGCAGCGAGGUCGUGCAUUGAACGGACUUUCGGYCGUCUGAAGGCGGUUUGGAGGAACUUCAUUCGAAGACACAUCUGCAACCUGAAGACCGUCUGCAAAGAAUUCAUGGCCAUCUGCAUUCUCCACAAUCUCAUGAUCAUCCACAACGUGCACAUCGACCCCGCGCUGAUGGAAGACAGCAGUGACAGUGAUGGCGAUGAAGAGCAGCACAGGAACCGUCGACGGCGCCAAUUCCAUCGGCGAUUCAACCGUCAUCUUCCGGACUUGAACAUCGAGGCGCCUACGGAGGACGACCCCACUUACGGGGGGGAACUCACGGCUCAUGUGAGGGCCAGCCUGGUGGAGCACGUGCGCCACCACGUGGCAGUCCACGGGGCUCCUCAGCCAUGCCCAUGGAGGUAGUGGUCGUCUUUCAUUACACAGGGCAUAAACCGGAUGAUAAAUUUUAGUGCCAGUG